This is a messenger RNA of Chelonus insularis, 1079 nucleotides long. Its product is annotated as putative carbonic anhydrase 5. The transcript has 3 exons. Bases 194 to 550 code for a protein of 118 amino acids. NCBI's taxonomy places the organism in Eukaryota, Metazoa, Arthropoda, Insecta, Hymenoptera, Braconidae. The record is from RefSeq and is a predicted model, not a curated record.
UGCGCAUGAAUGUUGGUUGUUUUGUGUUUUGAUCGUUUUGAUUUACAUUUUAUCAUGAACACACAUAUUUAUACGAUUACAUUAAAUAUUAGAUGAAAAAUAUCUUGUGUACUAAUAUGAUUUAUAAACGCUUUAUUCACUUGGAAUUAUCAGAUAUUUGUAUUAUCCAUGAAACAUUUUACGAUUAAUUAGAAUGAACAAUUCUGAAAACGAUAAACUAUCGAAAGACAUUGAAGAAGACGAUGUAAAUGUUAAAUCAGAAUCACCCAUUAAUUUAACUAUUAGUAAAAUGACUAUAAUUAACUUGGAACCUUUAAUCUGGCACAAUUAUGAUAAAUCUCCAGAAAAAUUGAAAGCUAUGAACACAGGAAGAACAAUUAUUGUUAAUGGCAAGUGGCAAGAAAACCACCAUCCUCUCUUGACUGGUGGACCAUUAUCUAAUAAUUAUAUCUUCUCUCAAUUUCAUUUUCAUUGGGGACCUAAUGAAAUGGUUGGAAGCGAACAUUAUGUGGAUAGUGCUAGUUGCAGUCACAAGCAAAUGAAAUAUUAAAUAACAUUAUCAAGUCUCUUCCUACCUUAAAAAGACCAAAUACUUCAACACGAAUAGCUGCAGAACCUAUCAGUAAAAUUCUUCGACCAUUUUCACAAAAUUAUUUUUUCUACAAUGGCUUACUCACGGAGAAAAAUGAUGAAUCUCAAGUUUUGUGGCUUGUUAGCAGGAGACCAAUUGGGAUAUCGAUCGAUCAAGUAAGUUAACUACAUUAAUUCACCUGAUAAAUUAUAAACCGACUAGUUUACUUAAAGUAACUAAAAUUACGUCAAAAAAAAUUAUCUAGAUAGCUGAGUUCCGUAAACUAAAAAGUGUGCGGUUUAAAUCAAUAUUAAAUAAUUGCAAAUCAUUGAAAGAUGGAAAACAUGUAGAAGUUUUUUUUGUAAAUCCUUCAGGGUCUACACAUGCUUCAUUACUCCCGAUUAUUCAAGAUUAAUAAUUUUUAUAUUUGGUUGAUACAAAUAUACAUGAUCUUAUAAGUAAUUAUAAAUAAUAUUAUUUUUUUCGACGUCGACGCCGUUUAGCUCUU